GUGUGUUGGUCGGAACGGUUGCUGCUACGGUGUGGGUAGCGUGUUUUUGGCUGUUUGGGGUGCCCGGACGUACAGUACCAGAGCGAAACACGAUGUGAUCGAGUUUGUAGCAUCCGUUCCCUGUUCGUUUGGACUCGUCAUCUCCGAAAACUGAGCUUGAACGUGUCCCACUCGUUGCUGCCGUUGAUGCUCGGGCUGGCGUGCCCGGGCAACGGCUUGUCCCUGCGAAUGAUUGUCACGAUUGAUGGCAGUCACCACCCCGGCGCCGACGGUUGCUGGAACCGUGUUGCCCACUCCAGUCACCACCCCGGCGCCGACGGUUGCUGGAACCGUGUUGCCCACUCCAGGUGACUCCCACGUGCAUGAUUGUCUGAGGGUGGUCUGGAAUGCUUGAUGAUAUUGUGUGUUGGUCGACUCGCUUGCUGCUAUGGCGUGGGUAGCGUGUUUUGGGCUGUCCGGGGUGCCUUGACGUACAGUACCCGAGCGAAACACGAUGUGAUCGAUGUUCUAGCAUCCGUUCCCUGUUCGUUUGGACUCGUCAUCUCCGAAAACUGAGCUUGAACGUGUCCCGCUCGUUGCUGUCGUUGAUGCUCGGGCCCGCGUGCCCGGGCAACGGCUUGUCCCUGCGAAUGAUUGUCACGAUUGAUGGCAGUCACCACCCCGGCGCC
Ectocarpus sp. CCAP 1310/34 is the source of this 668-nucleotide messenger RNA. NCBI's taxonomy places the organism in Eukaryota, Phaeophyceae, Ectocarpales, Ectocarpaceae. The record is from the annotation of a GenBank genome assembly.